This is a messenger RNA of Penicillium atrosanguineum, 813 nucleotides long. RefSeq lists its product as uncharacterized. Gene Ontology annotation, molecular function: oxidoreductase activity. The transcript is spliced from 3 exons. Lineage: Eukaryota; Fungi; Ascomycota; Eurotiomycetes; Eurotiales; Aspergillaceae. The coding region runs from base 1 to 813 and encodes 270 amino acids. The record is from RefSeq and is a predicted model, not a curated record.
AUGCCUAUGAUCAACAUGGAGUCAACCACGCUGUCCACCGUUAAGAAUGUGGAUACAGAACUCGUGUUCUGGCACCGGCCGGAAGAUAUGAGCGUGGUCUCGGACUUUACCAAGGACAAGCCCGAGGAAUGUAUGCCAGCUAUGAAGGCGCUGGACGAGAAGCAUCCCGUUCAGGUGCAAGAUAUCCGAGGCCAGGAGGGCCGAUUCACCUUGGGCCAGAACGGAUUCCAAUAUGUUCACCACGACAUACUUGGGUUUGACAAGGCUUCAGACUCGACACAUGUAGAAUCAGUCAUCAUUCCCGAGAUGGAGAAAUUGGUUCAACAAAUAACUGACGCAACAAGGACAAUCACCUUCACCCACCGAGUGCGAUGCUUCGCAGAUGAUUCAGCCAUGCUGGCGAAUAAUCGCGCACCAGCGCACAUCGUACAUUCCGACUUCACGGCAGCCGGUGCCCUGUGUCAUCUCAGGUCAGUAGUUCAGGACGCUGAAGAGCGACAGCGUCUCCUUGAAGGCCGAGUGCAAAUUAUCAAUGUCUGGCGACCUCUGAAGACCAUCGAAAGAGACCCGCUAGCCAACCGUCUGGUGCUCCCCACGGGAUGGAAUGAGUUGGGCAAGUACGCGUUCAACCCGAGACAGAAGUGGUAUUAUGUGGGUGGACAGCGGCCCCAAGAAGCGCCGAUUUUCCGGCAGUUUGAUAGCCAGGAAGAUCAGGGAGGUAUGACGUUGCCUCACACGGCUUUUGUGGAUCCUUCUUCGACGAGUGGUCCUGCAAGGGAGAGCAUUGAGAUCAAGAUGUUUGCCUUCAUGUAG